AUGACUACUGAAGUGAAAAAUGUGCAGCUGGGUGCUGAACAGCAUGAAACUGUUGAGGAAAUUGAGGUUAGAGUGGCACAUGAUGCAGUCAACUCCAAAUAUAAUCCUUUCACUCGGUCCAUGUAUCGUCUCUAUGUCUGUCUUCUUGUUGCCUACCUGUGCGGCUGUCUGAAUGGCUAUGAUGGCUCUCUGAUGGGCGGUCUUAAUGCCAUGACCACAUACCAAAGCUUCUUUCAUAUGCAGUCUGCUGGAUCUUCCACCGGUCUUGUAUUCGCCAUGUACAAUAUCGGCUCUAUUCCUGCUGUCUUGCUCACCGGGCCUAUAAAUGACUAUUUUGGCCGUCGGAUGGGUAUGUUUACCGGAGCCACGAUUAUCAUUAUUGGGACAUGUAUACAGGCUCCAUCUAUUAAUAAGGGCAUGUUUCUUGCCGGACGUUUCAUUCUUGGCUUUGGUGUGAGCUUUUGCUGCGUCAGUGCCCCAUGCUACGUUAGUGAGAUGGCUCAUCCAGCCUGGAGAGGAACACUCACCGGGUUGUACAACACCACAUGGUAUAUUGGCUCCAUUUUGGCUGCCUGGGUCGUCUAUGGAUGUGCCAAACUUGACAGCUCAUAUUCAUUCCGCAUCCCUAUCUGGUGUCAGCUUAUCUCUUCCGUCUUUGUCGCAAUUGGAGUUUGGUUUAUUCCUGAAUCCCCUCGAUGGCUAAUGGCCCAUGAUCGAACCGAAGAUGCUACUGCAGUCCUUGCCAAGUAUCAUGGGGAAGGUGAUGCAAAUCAUCCCAUAGUGCUUUUGCAAGUCAAAGAGAUGCAGCGUAGCAUUAUCACUGAUGGGUCGGAUAAGGCUUGGUGGGACUACCGUGAGCUAUAUACGGGACACUCAGCACGCCAUCGUUUAAUCUGUGCUAUUGGUAUGGCAUGCUUCGGCCAGCUCUCAGGAAACAGCGUUACCAGCUAUUAUCUCCCAGUCAUGCUAGAGAAUGCAGGUAUUACGUCCGAGAGUCGAAAACUUCUUCUCAAUGGAAUCUAUUCGCCUCUUUCAUUCCUCGGCGCCAUCCUUGGUGCACGAAUGACAGAUACUAUAGGUCGUCGUCCUCUUCUUAUUUACUCGCUGCUUUUCUGCUCGGUUUCAUUUGCAAUCAUUACCGGGACAUCAAAGAUAGCAACUGAAGACCCUUCUAAUACCUCCGCCGCUAACACAACCAUUGCCUUUAUUUACUUGUUUGGAAUUAUCUUCUCUUUUGGAUGGACGCCUUUGCAGUCUAUGUACAUUGCGGAGUGCUUAACAACAACAACGCGUGCGAAGGGUACCGCUGUGGGAAACCUGGCCUCCGCUAUCAGCAGUGUGAUCAUCCAGUACAGCUCUGGUCCAGCAUUCGAAAACAUCAAAUACUACUUCUAUCUGGUUUUUGUUUUCUGGGACCUUAUCGAGAUUGUAUUUAUGUAUUUUUACUUUCCCGAAACCAAGGAUCGCACUUUGGAGGAACUGGACGAGGUCUUUGAGGCUCCGAACCCUGUAAAACGCAGUCUCGUCAAGCGUGAUGCCGGAACUGUGCUUCGCACUAUGCAUGUUGAAGCUGAUGAAAAGGCUGUCGGCGUCUAA
Molecule: messenger RNA, 1596 nt
Organism: Talaromyces proteolyticus
Lineage: Eukaryota; Fungi; Ascomycota; Eurotiomycetes; Eurotiales; Trichocomaceae
Product: lactose permease
Exons: 3
Coding region: 1-1596 (531 amino acids)
Biological process (GO): transmembrane transport; carbohydrate transport
Cellular component (GO): membrane
Molecular function (GO): carbohydrate:proton symporter activity
Source: RefSeq, a predicted model, not a curated record